AUGUCAUCUGAUGUUAAAAUUCAGAAAUGGAUUGAUCGUCGAUUUUUUCUCUCAACAAAUGAAGCUGCCUCUCGUCUAUUUUGUUUUAAUACAUCGGAUGGCUUUAUGUUCGGAAAUAUAUUUUUGGAUAAUGACAAUACAUUUUCAUGUGAAGAAGUUGAAACAAAUCAUUUUGGCUACAAUUUAAGUCAAAUAUGUUGGUUAUCAAAUACUGUUUAUAGACCAUCUCAAAAAUAUAUAAGCUUUAUCAGUAUGCCGAAUACAAAUGGACAAUCAUCAGUUAUUUUCAACAGUAAUACAAAUGGUGAUCAAUCGUUAAAAUGGCUCGAUGAGAAUAUGGAAUCUACAACAUCAUCCAUAGCAUAUAAUCCAACACAAGAACGUAUUGCAAUUAGUUAUUUAAAUAGUUCGAUAAAAAUUUAUAAUCUUUCGCAUAAUAAUUGUUUACAUCAGUAUAAAUUUGAUAAUGAAAUAUAUAAUCUCGAUUGGAAUAAAAUUGAUUCACAUUUAUUAUUAAUAAAUCAACCAGAUCGUCUAGUUGUAUACGAUUAUCAACGAAAAUCGAUUAGUUGUACAUUAUCAGCCAAGGAAAAACAAAAAGAAUAUUUCGCUGAUUGUAUAUGGAAACCGUUAUCUUCUUCAAUGAUUAUUGCCCGAUGUAAAAAUGACUUGCUUGUAUGGGAUAAACGAAUUGGACGUGAACCGAUUCGAACAGAACAACUGGGUCAAAUCGGAUAUUAUCAAAACAUGAAAUUUAGUUUUCAUUCAAACAAUAUACUGGCUGCAUAUAAUUCGACGUUGAAAAAAAUAAAAAUCUAUGACUUUCGAUUUAUGAUUAUGCGUCAAGUAGAAUCAUUUUGUAAUGAAUCGUUUCUUGAUUAUCAUUGGACAACAGAUGCACCGGCACUUGUUGUUGCCACUCAUUCUGGACAAUUACAUUGGCUGGAUAUUGACUAUCGUUCUGAGAAAAAAAUUUCAUUUGGUUAA
Didymodactylos carnosus is the source of this 987-nucleotide messenger RNA. The record is from the annotation of a GenBank genome assembly. Lineage: Eukaryota; Metazoa; Rotifera; Eurotatoria; Philodinida; Philodinidae.